UCAACAAUGGACCGGCUGGUUCUGUGCGUGCUGCUGUGUGCAGCUCUGGUGAAGGGGUACAGCUGCCCCGGCCGCUGCAUCUGCCAGCACCUCUCCCCCACACUGACUCUGCUCUGUGCUAAGACCGGCCUGUUGUUCGUACCCCCCACCAUCGACCGCAAGACCGUCGAGCUGCGACUCACCGACAACUUCAUCACCAUCAUCCGCAGGAAAGACUUUUUCAACAUGACUAGUUUGGUCCACCUCACUUUGUCACGCAACACCAUCAGUCAGAUCACCCCCCACGCCUUUCUCGGCCUGAGAUCCCUGAGGGCACUCCACAUGGAUGGAAACCGCCUCAGUGUGAUAAAGAGUGACCACUUUAAAGGCCUCAUCAACCUGCGGCACCUCAUCCUCGGAAACAACCAGAUCCACCAAGUGGCCCCCAACUCCUUCGAUGAGUUUGUUUCCACCAUAGAGGACUUGGAUCUUUCCAAUAACAACCUGCGCAGCCUUCCAUGGGAAGCCAUAGCCAGAAUGACCAACAUUAAUACUCUCACACUGGACCACAACCUGAUUGACCACAUUGGAGCGGGGACUUUUACGCUGCUCACCAAGCUGGUCCGCCUGGACAUGACCUCAAACAGGCUGCAGAAGUUGCCACCAGACAGCCUGUUUCAACAUGCACAGGUCCUGUCUGACGCCAAGGGCUCCAGCUCGUCCACUCUGGCUGUGAGCUUUGGUGGAAACCCUCUUCACUGUAACUGUGAGCUGCUGUGGCUCCGCAGGCUGACAAGAGAAGAUGAUCUGGAAACCUGCGCCUCACCAGAGCACCUCAUGGACAAAUACUUCUGGUCCAUCCAAGAGGAGGAGUUUAUCUGUGAACCUCCGCUGAUCACCAAACAUGUUGCCACUAAGCCCUAUGUGAUGGAGGGGCAGGGUGUGACUCUUAAAUGCAAAGCCGUGGGUGAUCCAGACCCAGAUAUUCACUGGCGGGCACCAGACGGCAAGCUGGUGCAUAAUAAUUCCCGCACCAUCCUGUAUGAUAAUGGCACCCUUGAUAUUCUCAUCACUACGCUGAAGGACAGCGGAGCAUUUAAUUGUGUGGCGUCCAAUGCUGCAGGCAUCGCCACAGCUGCUGUUGAGAUCAACAUGAUCCCCUUACCCUUGUUUGUUAACAACACAGGCCACAUGCGUGAGGACCCCGGCCUCUCAGACAUUACCACCUCCUCCAAAUCUGGCAACGACACCAAGGGCUACGACAAGCAGGACAGGAGGGUGAUGGUCACUGAGCUGACCUCUUCCUCCGCUGUAAUCCGGUGGCCAUCUGAGCGCCAUAUCCCCGGCAUCAGGAUGUACCAGAUUCAGUACAACAGUACGGCAGAUGAUACUUUGGUGUACAGAAUGAUCCCAUCUACCAGCAAGAACUUCUUAAUCAAUGAUCUGGCCGCAGGGCGGGAGUAUGACCUUUGUGUGCUGGCGGUUUAUGACGACGGCAUCACAUCAUUAACAGCCACACGUGUGGUUGGCUGUGUGCAGUUCCACACGGCCAGUGAGGUCAGCCAGUGCCGCUUCAUGCACAGCCAGUUCCUAGGAGGCACUAUGAUCAUCAUUAUCGGUGGUAUAAUUGUUGCUUCAGUGCUAGUGUUCAUCAUCAUCCUGAUGAUCCGUUACAAGGCUUACAGUAGCCCAGAGGACAGUAAGACCAAGGUCAGCUCCAGCAUGCAUUCCCAGACCAACGGCAGCCAGCAACGGCUCCAGCGCUCCGCCUCCAAGCAGCCUUCUGACGAGGGACAACGUGAAGCCCAGGCGCCCAAAGAGUGCAUGGCGCUGGUGCUGAGGGUAGACAAUGAGAAGAAGGAGAAUCCAGCAGCCACCACUGCCAUCCUGGAGGUGGAGCUGCCUCCGGUGACUGUAGACAAAAUGAAGAGAAGAACCAGCCUGGAUGCACAGCGCUCUGGUCCCCCGUCUGAGGACACGCAGACAGACAGUAGCCUGACAGGCUCCACCUUGUCCCUGUGUCUCAUAGGUCCCAAUGCUGGCACCAAGGAGGCUCCCAGGCUCAAGGACAAGAAAAGUGCCCUGGCUAACAUGGGGUUGCUCCCUAAUGAGCUGGCACGAACUAGGCACAGAUUCUCUUUUGACGGUGGGGAUUACUCCAUAUUUCAGAGUCAUAGUUACCCACGCAGAGCGAGGACGAGGUGGCACAAGUCCACCAACCAGCUCAACGUGGAGUCAUCUCCGCUCGCCAACAGGAGAGUUACAUUCAGCAGCACUGAGUGGAUGCUUGAGAGCACAGUCUGAGGAAAGCAGUGUAGCCGAAAAAACGGCUCAACCACACAAAUAUAUACAUGUAAAAACACAAACACAUGCCAUAUAACACACACUUUUCCUGCACACAGCAAACGAUAAACACAAGCACAUUUACUUAUACAUGCAAACUUUCUGUGAGUUGCUGGAGAAGAACACAGUCUCCCUUCAUUCCUGCCUCCCCAUCAUACUCCCAGAGAGGUUUGUUGGCCAUGUCCUUUCUUUAUGCAGCAGUGCCUUAUUCUAAAAAAUGUACGAAUGGAGGAUGCUGCUCACUGUAGUCAUAA
Molecule: messenger RNA, 2576 nt
Organism: Toxotes jaculatrix (banded archerfish)
Lineage: Eukaryota; Metazoa; Chordata; Actinopteri; Toxotidae
Gene: lrfn1
Product: leucine rich repeat and fibronectin type III domain containing 1
Exons: 2
Coding region: 7-2283 (758 amino acids)
Molecular function (GO): protein binding
Source: RefSeq, a predicted model, not a curated record